Messenger RNA from Plasmodium falciparum 3D7, 1110 nucleotides. Its product is annotated as rifin. The transcript is spliced from 2 exons. Lineage: Eukaryota; Apicomplexa; Aconoidasida; Haemosporida; Plasmodiidae. The record is from RefSeq and is a predicted model, not a curated record. Bases 1 to 1110 code for a protein of 369 amino acids.
AUGAAAGACCAUUAUAUUAAUAUAUUAUUGUUUGCUCUUCCAUUAAAUAUAUUGGUAUAUAAUCAAAGGAACUAUUACAUUACACCACGUCAUACAGAAACCAACAGAUCUUUAUGUGAAUGUGAAUUAUAUUCACCUACGAACUAUGAUAGUGAUCCCGAAAUGAAAAGGGUAAUGCAACAAUUUGUGGAUCGUACAACACAACGAUUUCACGAAUAUGAUGAAAGGAUGAAAACUACACGCCAAAAAUGUAGAGAACAAUGCGAUAAAGAAAUACAAAAAAUUAUUUUAAAAGAUAAAAUCGAAAAGGAAUUGGCACAACAGUUAACCACUUUAGAAACAAACAUAACUACUAAAGAUAUACCUACAUGUGUUUGCGAAAAGUCGUUAGCAGAUAAAGUGGAAAAAACAUGUUUAAAAUGUGGAGGUGUGUUGGGAGGUGGUAUUGCACCAAGUGUUGGUAUAUUGGGAGGAAUUGGCGAAGCAAUUAUGAGUGCCUGGAAAGUUGCGGCACUUAAAGCCGCUACAGAAUAUGCCUUAACUGAGGGUGCUGCUAAGGGUGCUAUUGCAGGUAAUGCCCAAGGUAUGGAAGUAGUUAUUAAUUUUUUGAAAUAUUGGGGUGUAAAUGAAUUUUUUUCUGAAAUAUUUGAAUCCAUUCUUAAAAUAAGCCAUUAUAGUAAAGUCAAAGAUUUUGCUGAUGCUAUUAUUACAAAAAAAGCUCAGAUCUGUGCGGAUGGCCUCCUUAAGAAUCCUGCUAUGUGCCGAAAAAUUGAUAUUAAAUUUGGUCUAAGUGAUGAAUAUGGCACACCAAUUGCUGGUCCACCAAAUAUUGAAAUACCACAAAAGAUAAGCGGACUUGUUGAACAAGCUGAUCAAGCUGCUGUUGAAGUCGCCAAGGAUACAAGUCAAAGUGUUGCUGCUAAAAUCACAGAAGAACAAACCGCUGUGAUAAAUGCUACAUAUACUAGUUGGCAGAUUGCUAUAACAGCUUCUGUUAUUGCAAUAGUAGUCAUAGUUUUAAUUAUGGUAAUUAUUUAUUUAAUUUUACGUUAUAGACGAAAAAAAAAAAUGAAAAAAAAACUCCAAUAUAUAAAAUUAUUAGAAGAAUAG